UCCUGGUCUAAAAUAUAAACAAAGUUGCGCGUUUAAUCAAAAGCGCUGUCAUUGCCAUUGGCGGUUUCUAAAUAUGCGUUUGUAUUGUCUCAGUGGCGAUUUGGCAAAGCCAUGUUACAUCAUUACCUUCAAGGGCCUGAGGAUAAUGCUGGACUGCGGUCUGACGGAGCAGACAGUUUUAAAUUUCCUGCCGCUGCCUUUCGUGCAGUCUUUGAAAUGGUCCAAUCUGCCCAACUUUGUUCCCAGCCGGGAUCACGAUCCCCAGAUGGACGGCGAGCUGAAGGAUUGCUGCGGCCGAGUGUUCGUGGAUUCCACGCCGGAGUUUAAUUUGCCCAUGGAUAAAAUGCUGGACUUUAGCGAGGUGGAUGUGAUACUUAUCUCGAAUUAUCUUAAUAUGCUGGCUUUACCGUAUAUUACCGAGAACACGGGAUUCAAGGGCAAAGUCUAUGCCACGGAGCCAACUUUGCAAAUUGGCAGGUUCUUCUUGGAGGAGCUGGUGGAUUACAUCGAAGUUUCUCCCAAAGCCUGCACCGCACGCCUGUGGAAGGAGAAGCUCCAUCUGCUGCCCAGUCCUUUAAGCGAAGCAUUUCGGGCUAAGAAGUGGCGGACUAUUUUCAGCCUCAAAGAUGUCCAGGGCAGUCUCUCCAAGGUGACCAUCAUGGGCUACGAUGAGAAGCUGGACAUUCUAGGCGCGUUCAUCGCCACUCCUGUGAGUUCUGGCUACUGUUUGGGCUCAAGCAAUUGGGUACUGAGCACUGCCCACGAGAAGAUUUGCUACGUCAGUGGUUCCUCCACUUUAACCACGCAUCCGCGGCCAAUUAAUCAGUCGGCGUUGAAGCACGCUGAUGUUCUCAUCAUGACAGGACUGACACAGGCUCCGACGGUCAAUCCAGACACCAAGCUGGGAGAGCUUUGCAUGAAUGUUGCAUUGACGAUCCGAAAUAAUGGAUCCGCUUUGAUUCCCUGCUAUCCCUCUGGUGUGGUAUACGACCUCUUUGAGUGCCUCACACAGAAUCUGGAAAACGCCGGUUUAAACAACGUGCCCAUGUUCUUCAUUUCACCAGUAGCAGAUAGCUCAUUAGCCUACUCCAACAUCCUAGCUGAGUGGCUCAGUUCGGCCAAGCAAAAUAAAGUCUAUCUUCCAGACGAUCCUUUCCCACAUGCCUUCUACCUUCGCAACAACAAAUUAAAGCACUAUAAUCAUGUGUUCUCUGAGGGCUUCAGCAAGGAUUUCCGGCAGCCCUGCGUUGUCUUCUGUGGACAUCCAAGUCUGCGUUUCGGUGACGCCGUGCAUUUCAUCGAGAUGUGGGGUAAUAAUCCCAAUAACUCCAUCAUAUUUACAGAACCAGACUUUCCGUAUCUUCAAGUAUUAGCGCCGUUCCAACCGCUGGCCAUGAAGGCAUUCUACUGUCCCAUCGACACAUCCUUGAAUUAUCAGCAGGCCAACAAGCUGAUCAAGGAGUUGAAGCCAAACGUGCUGGUCAUCCCUGAAGCUUACACAAAGCCACAUCCGUCGGCUCCAAAUCUGUUCAUAGAACAGCCAGAUAAAAAGAUAAUAACGUUCAAGUGCGGUGAGAUCAUACGUUUGCCGUUGAAACGGAAGCUGGAUCGUAUUUACAUAACCUCGGAGCUAGCCCAAAAGAUAUCGCCCCGAGAGGUGGCUGCCGGCGUGACUUUCUCUACACUGACGGGCGUUCUGCAGGUGAAGGACAAGGUCCAUUGCAUCCAGCCAUGUGCGGAUAGUAUCAAAGAAGAGACCAACUCAAAUAACACCGCUCCUACAAAGGAGGAAGUGCUCAAAAACAUAAAAUAUGAGUAUGGCAGCAUCGAUGUGGAGGCUGUGAUGAAGCGACUGACACAAGAUGGGUUCUCUAAUGUCAAGUUAGACCGCACUGGCGGUGCUCUGACACUCAACCUUGUCAAUGAGGAUACAGUGAUUAAGUUUGAGGACAACGAGACGCAUAUAAUCUGUGGCGGAAAGCCAACCACUCGUCUCAAGCUGAGGGACACCAUCAUGAAGUGCUUACAGAGUUUUUAAAAACACAAAUGUAUUCCUUAAAACUAAAAAACAACAAA
This is a messenger RNA of Drosophila eugracilis, 2076 nucleotides long. RefSeq names its product integrator complex subunit 9 (gene IntS9). Gene Ontology annotation, cellular component: integrator complex. NCBI's taxonomy places the organism in Eukaryota, Metazoa, Arthropoda, Insecta, Diptera, Drosophilidae. The transcript has 3 exons. The coding region runs from base 74 to 2038 and encodes 654 amino acids. Gene Ontology annotation, biological process: snRNA processing. The record is from RefSeq and is a predicted model, not a curated record.